Cottoperca gobio is the source of this 1834-nucleotide messenger RNA. RefSeq lists its product as uncharacterized. Lineage: Eukaryota; Metazoa; Chordata; Actinopteri; Perciformes; Bovichtidae. The transcript is spliced from 11 exons. The record is from RefSeq and is a predicted model, not a curated record. The coding region runs from base 228 to 1316 and encodes 362 amino acids. Gene Ontology annotation, molecular function: oxidoreductase activity.
CCCCCCCCCCUCCUGUAAAGCCUCUCCUCCUCCAACACGUCAACGGACAAACAGAGAGACAGACACACAGACAGGAUACCUGUGGUUACAACGCUACACUCUUCCUGACACUGCAGAGCUUGAAGAGCAAGUGGAUCACCGUGGAUCAUCGACACCAGGAGCGCACCAGCACCAGAGCCAAGAGCGACAACCCAUCGAUCUGAAGGAGCACUCACAGGACAGUCACCAUGAGCAGAUGUCUGAUUGGCAAAUUGGAGGUGCAAGGCUUCAUCGAGAGGUGUAUGACAGGCGUGGGCACCAAGCCGCAUCAUGCCCAAAGCCUGGCCGAGGUGCUGGUGGAGGGUGACCACAGGGGCCACUACAGCCAUGGACUCAACAGGAUGGACAUGUAUGUUAAGGACAUCCAGACGGGAAUCUGUGCCAAGGACGGUGAGCCGGUGGUGGAGAAGGAGAGUGCAGCCACAGCACUGGUGGAUGGGAAGAACCUCCUGGGUCCUGUGGUGGGAAACUUCUGCAUGAAUCUGGCCAUUAAGAAGGCAAAAGAAGCUGGCAUUGGCUGGGUGGUGGCACACGGUUCCAACCAUUACGGUAUUGCUGGAUACUACGCAAUGCAGGCUCUGAAGGAAAACAUGAUUGGCAUGUCAUUUACCAACACGUCCCCACUGGUGGUUCCCACGCGUGGUAAAGAGUGCACUUUGGGCACCAACCCCAUCAGCGUGGCUGCUCCUGCUAAAGACGGAGACAGCUUUGUUCUGGACAUGGCCACAUCAGCAGUAGCACUCGGAAAGGUGGAGCUCCAUGAGCGGCGUGGAGAUACCAUCCCUGAGGGCUGGGGCUGCGACCCCCAGGGCAAGCUGACCACCGACCCUAAGAAAGUUCUGAGUGGAGGAGGACUGGUGCCCAUUGGCGGCAGUGAAGCCACAGGAGGUUAUAAAGGCUAUGGUCUGGGAAUGAUGGUGGAAGUGUUCUGUGGUAUCCUGGCCGGUGCCCAGUACAGCAAUCAUGUCCGGACCUGGAAAGUAACAGACCGUGUUGCCAACCUGGGUCAGUGCUUUGUUGCAAUCAACCCAGAGAACUUUGCUCCCGGGUUUAGCGAAAGGAUGUCAGACCUGCUGUCCAUCCAGAGAGGGAUGGAGCCUGCUGACCCCAACACUCCUGUUUUGGCUGCUGGAGAUCCAGAGAGGAUGAACAUGAAGAAGUGUGAGGAGCUGGGUGGGAUCCCCUACCACAUCAAUGUUGUCAACUACAUGAACAAAUGUGCCAAGGGAGUCGGUGUCAGCCUGCUUCUGCCAUGUGACAAUCUCCUCUCCGAUUAAAGUCCAGCUAAGACUCUUUCCGUGUUCAGCUUCUGCUCAUCUUGAAGUUCACGUUGAUGUUGACAAUCAUAUUCUUUUCUUUUUAACCACACUCAUCAGGUAAAUACGAGGACCCCUGAAUACAUUUAUUGUGUCUCGAGAUGCAUCCAAAUGUAAAUUCAAGUAUUUCAUCAAGAUGAUGUAUAUCUGAAUCUGAAAUAUGCACCUUCUUUGUCCAAAGCUGUUGUAAGUUGUAGCUUUAUGGCUGACGGGUGGAUGUGAAGGAGUUAACACAGUUUUAGUGAUGCUCUUGAAAGAUCAGCUAAUGUCAUCCUGGGUCAGUUGGGUCAUUCCUUGUUGCUGAGCUGUUACUUUGUUGCAGUUAUAAUGCAGUGCAUUUUUUAACUAGCUAAAAAAAUAUUUUAUUAUACUGAGAAUGAGAAUGUUUAGCUACUUUUAUAAAGUUCAAAUCGAAUCAAGUUCAUCAUAAAAACGUCUUUCUUAAGUGCCUUAUUCAAUAAAAGCCAUAUACACUCAAA